GGUCAAAGCCUGCAAACUAGAUAUGACCAGGCUGGAAGACCAGCUAAAACUAGACAAACAUUUUAGGCUGGUGUUUUUUCUCAACAGGCUUUUGAGACCCAAUCUCUCAAAAGAGUUGAUUCCCAAUGCUGUUAUGCCAAAAAAUGCCUAGUUAAGCAACGUUAAGCUGAGCUGAAUGACAUGCCUAUAAUGUCCAAAAAUACUCUGUAGUUUGGCAGCUCACUAGGCUUUGAGGAACUGAGACGACUCUUUGAGUACGAGGUCUGAAAAAACAUCACCGUUUGUUCUGGCCUCUAUCACCAUUGCACUUCAAUAGGGCACUUGACCCCUGGGUUUCUCCGAGGAGGCUGACUGUCCCUCCAGCUAUAGCGAAGCCAAGCGAGGCAAUAUUUUGCAAACCAAUAAGUCACAAGGUGGGCAUCAUCUCACUACUAGUGACUCCAUCAUCUGAUGAUGCUGGACCCCAGUCGCAACUCCGAAACAGUACGGAAACAGCGCUGUCCGGGAAAUCCCGAUCGCCAUCUACCCCUCCACCCCCCUUUACUAAUGUUACCGCACCUCCAACCUUCCCUCCCCCAGCCAGAGGAGUAGAAACAACAAGCCGCCAUUUUGUUUGUGCGGAGAGAGUGAAGGAGGCAGGAGCGACCGAAAAAAAGCCACUCGAGCGCCGACCACUGCGACUCUGAGCGCCGCCGGCUCCGGUUCGCGGAUCCAGACCGGAUAAAACACAAGCCCGGCGAUUAGCGGAGGCGACGGAGGGAGAUUAUAGAUUCUCCCGUGUGCAAAUCAAAGAGCAGACUGGGUUUUCCUUUCUUUUGCUGUUCUUUUUUUAAACGAAGCAGAGAGGCGGAAGAGGGCAAUACAUUUAAACGAAGGGAAGCUCGUCAGGGGAAAAGGAAAAUAACAGCGUCACGAAGUGGGAAUAUCUGUGAAAUUACAUCGCCGGUUGCUGGCGGACGACGGCGAAAGUGGGGAAAUUUGCAGGAACUGUGCAAGAGAAGGGAGAAAUUUAAAAGGGAUGAACGCGCAGGGGGGUUCACGGCAUCACAAAGCCUAUGAAAGGGGUUUGAGGACCCCCAGAUUUUGGGGGGUGCAGCUGGCAAUAUCACCCGGAUCGGCAGAUGCUUCAGACCCGAAAUAUUAUUGAAGCCCAGCUCGGUUCUGUUUUCGACCCAUUACUGGCUGUUACUCUCGCUCUUUCUUAAUGCUCCGCAAGGCUCUUCGUGCAGUGACAAAUUAUUCUUAUUUGCUUGAUGUGUCAGUGCAUUGAAAUACACGCAUAUGCAUUGACCAACUUCACUUGAUUCCCAUUCUUUAGCUCGAGCACAGCGGAUUGCGAGACAAUAUCUUGCACUUCAGACCGAUUGCAUGCAUGUUCUGUCCAUUAGACGGACACUUUUGAAAUCAUUUCUUUGCAUGCACGAGCUGUGCGCAGUGCAGGGUGGUCUCGUGAAGCGAUGGUCAGAGGUUUUCUGCAAACACUUUUAACUCGUGCAGUGGACACGUUCACACAGAGGGCGCACGAGCCAUAUUCAGAUGCGAAUGCACAAUAAACCAUUUGACUUGUCACUUUGAAGUGUUGUUGCAAAAUGCUAAGACAUGGACACUGAAAUAUGCAAGUUGUUUGGAAUCAUCUAAAGUGGUAGCUCGUGCAUGCAAACUGAAGUUGGAUGCACAUUCAUCGCGUUAUUUAUUCUGCAAAGAGUACUGUCUUAUUAAGGAUGAAAGGAAACUUUUACAUGCAUAUGACUGUUUAAUGAUAUUUCCAGUAUUUAUUUGUUCUCUCCAUUCAUCUUAAUUACUUGGAAGGAAAUAAAGACAUCGAUGAAGGAGAUUCAAACAUCUGUCAAUUUUAAGGAGCACGAUGGACUUUCAGUCUUCUAAAUAAAGUGAUGCAGGCUGAGAAUUGCACAUGCUACAAUGCAAAGACAGACACUAUUCUGAAUCAUAGCGUUCGCUCAUAAGCAUUGCAUGAAGCCGCACCGGAGCGAGUUCGGUUUCUCGUACACAACGCCUUAAAAAAAAAACCUAACACUUCAGCUCGCCGCCGACAAUGGCGGAAAAGACGGAUGCAAGCAGCGAGGAUAAAUCUCGGGAAAAUUGCUCAGUCGCCGAGGAGGCUACGUGAGUUUGCGGCGAGCUUGCAUGACCGUCUGUCCCUCCCUUCACCUCCUCCAUUCGGAAAUAUACUUUGAGGAACUAAAGACUAGAAAAUCUUAAAAGGGAGCUUUAAAGGUGGACUGAACAUUGAAGCUUUGCAUUGCAUUGCAUGCAUGUUUCGUCCCAUGAAAGGGAAACGGGAAUCCGUCCGGUGCUCGUGAACGAGGAGAGAUUUCAUUUGCACAUCGGCUAGCGACUGCACAGGAAGGGCUAUCCUACGCGGGAUAUAUGCUUUAACACUAAACCGGAGGAAAACUAUGGCCGAUAAUGUGCUGGAAUCCGGCCCGCCUUCAGCUAAGAGGCCUAAAUUGUCUUCUCCGGCUCUGUCGGUCUCCGCGAGCGAUGGAAACGAUUUUGGCUCCCUGUUUGACCUGGAGCAUGACCUCCCGGACGAGCUCAUUAACUCCUCCGACCUGGGCUUUCCUAACGGGAUGGACCCCGGCCAGUUGCACAACACUCUGGGUGGAGGAGGGAUGUUGGGCCCUCUGGGCGGCUCGGGCCAGGACACAGCGGCCAAACACAAGCACCUGUCUGAGCUCCUCCGCCCUGGUGCCCCUCCAUCCACCUCCACGGCCACCAGCAACCCCGGUAACGCGCCCUCCUUGGGGAUGAUGGGAGGUCUGAGUGGCAACCCGGUUACUCAGGGACUGGGUGGCCCUCAACAGCAGCAGCCUGGCAUGAUGCCGCAGCCUGGCAUGGUGGCGGGACUGAACCGGGGCAUGAUGGGCGCCCAGAAAGGGAACGGACAGCCGCAGGGCAUGAUGGGAGGGCAGAUGAUGAAUGGUGCGCCUAGAAUGGGCUACGCCAAUGUGAACAUGAAUGCGGGCAUGGUUGGUAAUGGGAACAUGCUGCCCGAUGCUCUGCAGCAGCAGAACGCAGGGCAGCAGAUGGCACAGGCAGCAAUGAGACCGCAGCAACCAGGAGCAGUGAACAAGAUGGGAAUGAUGGGUGCUCCAGGCCCCUACAGUAGUUCAUAUGGUCAGUGCGGAGGACAGUCCCUUGGGCCUCAGCUCCAAAACAAAGCGGGACAACCCAACAGCAUUAACCAGUUCAACAUGGACAAGAAACCUCAGCAUGGGCAGAACAUGGGUGGCAUGCAGAGCUCAGGUGUGGUGGGUGGCGUAUCGGGCCCAGGCGGGGCGGCGGCGCCCCCUGCAGCGGACCUGGAGAAGCGUAAACUCAUUCAGCAGCAGCUGGUGCUGUUACUGCAUGCUCACAAGUGCCAUCGCAGAGAGCAGGCCAACGGAGAGGUCCGCCAGUGCAGCCUGCCCCACUGCAGAACCAUGAAGAACGUCCUUAAUCACAUGACGCACUGUCAGGCCGGAAAAUCCUGCCAGGUGGCUCACUGCGCGUCCUCCAGGCAGAUCAUCUCUCACUGGAAGAACUGCACACGGCAUGACUGUCCCGUCUGUCUGCCGCUUAAAAGCGCUGGAGACAAAAGAAACCAGCAGUCUCUGCUGGGAGGUGCUGGGAUGGGCAUGGGUGGUCCGUUAGGUGGGUCAUUACCCGGUGGUCAGCCUUCAGCCCCAAACUUAAACUCACCCAGUCAGAUUGACCCAAGCUCCAUUGAAAGGGCGUACGCUGCCCUUGGACUCACCUACCAGGGCAACCAGGCAUCCAAUCAGAAUCAGCAGACCUCUGUACCAGCUCAACCCGGCAUGAGGACGCUCAACAAUAUAGGUGGGAAUUCAAUGGGAGUGAACGGUGGAGUUGGCACUCCGAUGACGAACCAGCAUCCAGGAAUGCUGCCUGACGGCAUGCUGCACAGGAACAUGACGCCUCAGAGUCUGAUGAAUGAUGGCUCUGGUGUUGGUAACAUGGGUUCUGCAGCAACAGCCACACCUCCCUCUGCAGGAAUGAGGAAGAACUGGCAUGAAGACAUCACACAGGACCUCCGCAAUCACCUCGUACACAAACUUGUGCAAGCUAUCUUCCCCACUCCAGACCCUGCAGCACUGAAGGAUCGGCGGAUGGAAAACCUUGUAGCUUAUGCUCGCAAAGUGGAGGGCGACAUGUAUGAAUCUGCCAACAGCAGGGCGGAGUAUUACCACUUGUUGGCGGAGAAGAUUUAUAAGAUUCAGAAAGAGCUGGAGGAGAAGAGGAGAACCAGACUGCAGAAGCAGGGUAUGAUGCCAGCUCAGCCUGGCAUGCCCAACAGUGCUCUACCUAAAGCACCAGCUGGCAUGAAUCAGGCACAGCCGCCUAAUGGUCCCCAUUCAGAUCCGUCCCUAGUUCAAGCCACUGGACCCAAUCAGAUGGUCAACCGUAUGCAGAAUCCUGCUGGUAUGGCACACUCACUAAAUGGUAUGAAUCAGUUUGCCCAGGUGGGGAUGCAACAGCCAAUGGGACAAAGGGCAACGCCGCCCCUGCCAAUGGGAGCAAACCUCAAUCAGAUGGGUAUGCAGGGGACACCUCGAAUGACUCAACCCAACGUACCCCAGUUACAAAACCAGUACAUGCAGAACCAGUUUCCAGGCAAGGGUGCCGGACUGGGCCAGGGUGCAGUUGGCCUGAACCAACCUGCAGGGCAUGGAGCCAUGUCACAGAAUCAGAUGCCCACUCCACCAUCGCUGGCAGUCCGUAGUCCAGUAGCUCAAACCCAGGCAGCAGUCUCAGGCUCCACAGCCGCUGCUGGCCCUCAGGGGCCUCCGUCCAACCAGCCCCCACCUGCCCCACAGCCCGGACUGCACGCGCCCUGUCCUCCCUUACGCCAAAACUCCCCUUCUCCUGCACGCAGCCUCACCCCUACCCCUGCCCCACACCAAACGCCCCCGCAGUUGCCUGGUAACCAGACCCCCCAGCCCCACACCCCCACUUCUUCGACCACUAUGGCCCAACCCGCAACACAGCUGCCCCCGAUGGCACAGGGGGUGGGCUCAGAAAAAGCCAGUCCGCUACAGCAGCAGUCGCACGGGGGCGGAGCCGCUGGAGGUCCCCAAACAGGGCUAGCGUCAUCUGUGCCUUCCCAGAAUGCACACGGGCUUUGUGCACACCCACACACUCCUCUAUCCCAGAAGUCAUCUCUUACAGCGGACGGUCAGGCCUCAACUCCUGCCUCGGACAGCAGUGCUGACCCAAGCUCGCAGCUGACAUCAUCCGAGUCCACCGCCCCACUUGACCCCAAAACAGAGGUCGAACAGCAGGAAGAAGAGGAUGAGAAUGAGAUGGAGGAUAAGGCCUCAGGGAAAAUGGCUGCCAUGCAGACUGAGAUUAAGACUGAAGAGAAACCAGAGAAGGAGGAGCCUGCAGGCGAUGAAUGUAAGACAGAGCCAAUGGAAACAUCAACUGGGUCGACAGCCGAGGACAAGAAGCCGGAGGUCAAAACCGAACCCAAAGAGGAAGAGGCUGCGGGAACGAACAGCACUCCCGCAAACACACAAAGCAAGAAGAAAGUCUUUAAACCCGACGAGCUCCGCCAGGCUUUAAUGCCCACUCUGGAAGCUCUGUACAGACAGGACCCAGAGUCGCUGCCCUUCCGGCAGCCGGUGGACCCCCAGUUACUGGGAAUACCCGUACGUAUUCGAACUAGUAACAAAACUAACCUGGACUACUUUGAUAUAGUGAAAAACCCCAUGGACUUGUCCACUAUCAAGCGUAAGCUGGACACGGGUCAGUACCAGGAGCCCUGGCAGUACGUGGACGACGUGUGGCUGAUGUUCAAUAACGCCUGGCUGUAUAACAGGAAGACGUCACGGGUGUAUAAAUACUGCUCAAAACUGGCUGAGGUGUUUGAACAGGAAAUAGACCCCAUCAUGCAGGAGUUGGGCUACUGCUGUGGAAGGAAGUUGGAGUUUUCUCCUCAAACUCUGUGCUGCUAUGGCAAACAGCUGUGUACCAUCCCUCGAGACGCUGCGUACUUCAGUUACCAGAACAGUUCACCCAAAUAUGGGCUUCUUGCUGACAGGUACCACUUCUGUGAGAAGUGUUUCAAUGAAAUCCAGGGGGAGAAUGUAUCCCUGGGGGACGAUCCAACCCAGCCUCAAACGUCCAUCAAUAAAGAUCAGUUUCAAAGGAAAAAGAAUGACACCCUCGACCCUGAACUACUGUUGGAAUGUGGUGAUUGUGGUCGAAAAAUGCAUCAGAUAUGCGCUCUGCACAAUGAGACGAUAUGGCCGUCGGGGUUUGUUUGUGACGGCUGUCUGAAAAAGGCCAGUGCAACAAGGAAGGAGAAUAAAUACUCUGCAAAGAGACUUCCUCAGACAAAGCUUGGUAACUUCCUGGAGACACGAGUGAACGAGUACCUGAAGCGCCAGAGUCAUCCAGAAACCGGUGAUGUCACCAUCCGUGUGGUUCAUGUCUCUGAUAAAGUGGUGGAGGUCAAACCUGGCAUGAAGUCCAGGUUUGUUGAUAGCGGAGAGAUGUCAGAGUCAUUCCCAUACAGGACAAAAGCUCUGUUUGCAUUUGAAGAUAUUGAUGGGACAGAUGUCUGCUUCUUUGGAAUGCAUGUGCAAGAAUACAGCUCCGACUGCCCUCCACCCAAUCAAAGACGUGUGUACAUCUCCUACCUUGACAGCGUGCACUUUUUCCAACCCCGUCACCUGAGAACCGGAGUCUAUCAUGAGAUCCUGAUUGGAUACUUGGAGUAUGUUAAAAAAAUGGGGUUUGUCACUGGCCACAUCUGGGCUUGUCCUCCAAGUGAAGGUGACGACUACAUCUUCCACUGCCAUCCAUCGGAUCAGAAGAUUCCCAAACCUAAACGCCUACAAGAAUGGUACAAGAAGAUGCUUGACAAAGCAGUAGCUGAGAGAAUUAUACACGACUACAAGGACAUUUUUAAGCAGGCAACAGAGGAUCGUCUGACCAGUGCGAAGGAGCUCCCAUAUUUUGAGGGUGAUUUCUGGCCUAAUGUGUUGGAGGAGAGCAUUAAAGAGCUGGAACAGGAGGAGGAAGAACGGAAGAGAGAGGAAAACAACACCUCUAGUGAGAGCAUUGACGUGAGUGAUUGACUCAGAUUUGUAACCAUUUUGUACUGGGGGAAAAACAUACUCAAGUGCCAAAGGAAAACAUUUGUUGUGUAAGCUAAGUGACUUUAAAAAGUGCUUCUAGAAAAACUGAACACAUCCUUUGGGCUUUUAGACAGCUACUGUGCUUUCUUGUUUCUGACUUGAUGGUAAAAUUAAUUCUAGUGCAGCUGCUUUAAUAUGUAUUCUUAAAAUCUAAUUAUUAUAACGUAAUGCUUAAGAUCAAUGUUUUUUGACUGUCUA
Molecule: messenger RNA, 7364 nt
Organism: Sinocyclocheilus rhinocerous
Lineage: Eukaryota; Metazoa; Chordata; Actinopteri; Cypriniformes; Cyprinidae
Product: histone acetyltransferase p300-like
Exons: 28
Coding region: 2418-7106 (1562 amino acids)
Biological process (GO): positive regulation of transcription by RNA polymerase II
Cellular component (GO): histone acetyltransferase complex; transcription regulator complex
Molecular function (GO): transcription coactivator activity; protein binding; histone acetyltransferase activity
Source: RefSeq, a predicted model, not a curated record